AGCAACCACAUAUAUACUCAAUCAACAAAGAUUUUUGUUUUUGUGGAGAUAUCUUGACUCUUGUGCUCCUCAAUCCAUGAGAAUCAUAACUUUAUUUUUUGUUUAUGUCACACUUUUGCUUAUUUCAAAACCAAAAGGUGUAGUUGCAAUUGCAAGCAUAAUUCCAAUUCCAAACAACCAAUACUAUUCUACAUGUCCUGUCAUAUUUUCUCCUUCUACUUCUAUCCCUGCUCCUCAGAUAAAAUAUGAUGUCUUUGUUAGCUUUAGAGGCAGUGACAUUCGCAAACACUUCCUUAGCCAUGUCCUCGAAGCUUUGUCGCGAAAGAGAAUCGUUGUUUUUUCUGACAAAAAGCUUAAAACAGGAGAUGAAUUAUCAGCAAUUCAAAGAGCAAUUGAAAAAUCAUUCAUUUCAUUGGUUAUAUUCUCUCCAAACUUUGCAUCUUCAUAUUGGUGUAUGGAGGAGCUUGUGAAAAUAGUUGAGUGUAGAGAAAAAUAUGGUAGGAUUCUAAUGCCAGUUUUCUACCAAGUAGAGCCCACAGUUGUAAGGUACCAAAAUGGGAUUUAUAGAGAUGCUUUUGCUCAACAUGAACAAAAUUAUAGUUCUUACAAGGUUCUAAGGUGGAGAUCUGCUUUGAAGCAAUCUGCAAAUAUUUCUGGAUUUGAUUCAUCACAAUUUUCGGAUGAUGCUAAGCUUGUUGAAGAAAUACUUCAAAGUGUGUUGAUGAAGUUGAAUCAAGUGGACCAAGGUAAGUCAAAAGGACUUAUAGGAAUUGAGAAACAAAUUUCACCUAUAGAAUCAAUGUUACAUUUAGAGUCGGAAGAUGUCCGUGUUCUUGGAAUUUGGGGUAUGCCAGGUAUUGGUAAAACAACUAUUGCUGAAGAAGUAUUUCGAAGACUACGUUCUGAAUAUGAAACUUGUUGUUUUAUGGCUAAUGUAAGAGAAGAAUCAGAAAGAUAUGGCACAAACAGUUUGAGGUUAAGAAAAAAGCUUUUAUCCACUCUAUUAGAGGAUGAAGAUUUGAAAGAUGACAUGAUAAAUGGAUUACCACCUUUGGUUAAGAAAAGGCUUAGCCGCAUGAAGGUUCUUAUUGUUCUUGAUGAUGUCAAAGAUGCGGAACAACUAGAAGUUUUGGUUGGAACAGUUGAUUGGUUAGGACCAGGAAGUAGAAUCAUCAUAACUGCUAGAGAUAAACAAGUACUUUCUGGAAAAGUUGAUGAUAUAUAUGAAGUUGAGCCAUUGGACUCUGCUGAAUCUUUUCAGCUUUUCAACUUGCAUGCCUUUAAUAAACAAAAGCAUCUUGAAAUGGAGUACUAUAAGCUAUCAAAGAAAAUGGUGGAUUAUACCGCAGGUGUUCCACUGGUUCUUAAAGCUUUAGCUAACCUUCUUCGUGGGAAAGAUAAAGCCAUAUGGGAAAGCCAAUCAAGGAAUCUUAAAAUAGAGCAGAUUGAAAAUGUCCACGAUGUUUUUAGAUUGAUAUACACUAAUCUUGAUUAUUAUGAAAAGAUCAUAUUCUUAGACAUUGCCUGCUUUUUUGAUGGAUUGAAGUUGAAACUUGAACUCAUAAAUCUUCUAUUGAAAGAUCGUUAUUAUUCAGUAAGCACUAGAUUGGAAAGGCUAAAAGAUAAAGCUCUUGUAACUAUUUCUCAACAAAGCAUUGUAUCAAUGCAUGACAUUAUACAAGAAACAGCUAGGGAGAUUGUUCGCCAAGAAUCUGUUGAAGAACCUGGAAACCGAAGCCGACUAUUGGAUCCUGAUGACAUUUAUCAUGUAUUGAAAGAUGACAAGCAGGGAAGUGAGGCCAUCAGAAGUAUGGCCAUCAGACUAUCUGAAAUUAAGGAGCUGGAGUUGAGCCCUCAAGCAUUUGCCAAGAUGAGCAAAUUGAAAUUUUUGGAUAUUUAUACAAAGGGGUCUCAAAAUGAAGGGAGUUUGUCUCUUCCUCAAGGGCUCGAAUCCUUGCCUAAUGAACUGAGAUAUCUUCGUUGGGAGUAUUACCCUUUGGAAUUCUUGCCAUCCAAGUUUUCUGCAGAAAACCUUGUUAUAUUGAACCUGCCUUAUAGCCGAUUGAAAAAACUUUGGCAUGGAGCGAAGGAUAUUGUGAAUUUGAAUGUCCUUAUACUCUCUUCAUCCGCACUUCUAACGGAGCUACCAGACUUUUCAAAGGCCACAAAUCUUGCAGUAUUGGACCUCCAAUCUUGUGUAGGGUUGACUAGUGUCCAUCCAUCUGUUUUCUCUCUCAAAAAUCUUGAGAAAUUGGAUCUGAGUGGAUGCAGUUCCCUGAAAAGCCUUCAAAGCAAUACUCAUUUAAGUUCCCUUAGUUAUCUCUCCCUCUACAACUGCACAGCACUGAAGGAAUUCUCAGUGACCUCGGAGAAUAUAAACGAGUUAGAUUUAGAACUCACUAGUAUCAAAGAAUUACCAUCAUCAAUUGGACUACAAACCAAACUUGAAAAGUUAUAUCUAGGACACACUCACAUUGAAAGCUUGCCAAAAAGCAUCAAGAAUCUUACAAGGCUGAGACAUCUGGACUUGCACCAUUGCAGUGAACUUCAAACUCUACCAGAGCUUCCUCCAUCACUAGAAACACUAGAUGCUGAUGGUUGUGUAUCACUAGAGAAUGUAGCGUUCCGUUCAACUGCUAGUGAACAACUGAAGGAAAAAAAGAAAAAGGUUACCUUCUGGAAUUGCCUUAAAUUAAAUGAGCCUUCUCUCAAGGCUAUUGAGUUGAAUGCUCAAAUUAACAUGAUGAACUUUUCACACAAACAUAUUACAUGGGACCGUGAUCGUGAUCAUGAUCACAAUCAAGGCAUGUAUGUGUAUCCAGGUAGCAAAAUUCCAGAGUGGUUGGAAUAUAGUACAACUAGACAUGAUUACAUAACUAUUGAUCUUUUUUCUGCUCCUUAUUUCUCAAAGUUGGGCUUCAUUUUUGGCUUCGUCAUUCCAACCAUCUCAUCAGAGGGUUCGACUUUGAAAUUCAAAAUCAGUGAUGGUGAAGAUGAAGGUAUCAAAAUGUAUUUAGACAGACCACGUCACGGAAUUGAAUCAGAUCAUGUGUAUCUAGUGUAUGAUCCAAGAUGCUCUCAUUACCUAGCUAGCCGAGUCAAUGAUCAGUCAAAGAUCAAAAUUCAGGUUAGAGUAGCAUCAAGAACACCGACAUCACCGUAUGUGCCAGUCCAGUUAAGAGGGUUUGGGGUUAGCCUAGUAACCCCUUCACAGUAUGACAUGUUUAAACAGCAAUUGGAAUUUGGUGAUGCAACUGUUUUUCCAAAUAAUACGUGUUCAGUGGAAGAGGGAUCGAAGUUUUUUGGAACACAUUGGUCAUCAUUGUUCUAUAAGCUAGACACAAUCCAAACGAUGGCUGAAAUAAAAGGCCUCAAGCACCAUGAUAACAAGACGGCGCACAUAUCAGCCUCAGGACCUAUGAGAGACAAAGGAAAAUCCACAAUGCACAUUAAUCGUGCAUUUUUUGUUUGUCUUUUGUUUAUCUGGAAAUUUAAGGGUGAAGUCGCAAGCACAAAACCAGACACAAAUUUUCCAUAUACAUUGAAGUUUCAAUCUUCUGUUCCUCAAAUUCACAAGUAUGAUGUCUUUGUUAGCUUUCGGGGUCCAGAUAUCCGUGAAGUUUUUCUUCCUCAUUUGAUUAAAGCUUUUUCUCAAAAGAAAAUUGUUUACUUUGUAGACUAUAAGCUUACAAAAGGAAAUGAAAUAUCACAGUCACUUUUUGAAGCAAUUGAAACAUCUUCAAUUUCAUUAGUCAUAUUCUCUCAAAACUAUGCUUCUUCAUCUUGGUGUUUGGAUGAGCUGGUCAAAGUUGUUGACUGUAGAGAGAAAGAUGGAAACAUUUUAUUGCCUGUUUUCUACAAAGUUGAUCCCACAAUUGUGAGGCAUCAAAAUGGAACUUAUGCAGAUGCAUUUGUUGAACAUGAACAAAAGUACAAUUGGACCGUCGUACAACGAUGGAGAUCUGCUUUGAAGAAAUCCGCGAAUAUCAAUGGGUUUCAUACAUCAAAAAGAUUGAAUGAUGCCGAACUUGUUGAAGAAAUAGUAAAAUUUGUUUUGAAGAGGUUGGAUCAUGUGCAUCUUGUCAAUUCAAAAGGACUUAUUGGAAUUGGCAAACAAAUUUCACGUGUAGAAUCAUUGUUACAAGUAGAGUCGCAAGAUGUUCGUGCUAUUGGAAUUUGGGGUAUGAGUGGUAUUGGAAAGACAACUAUUGCAGAAGAAGUAUAUAGCAUGCUAUGUUCGGAGUAUAGUGGUUGUUACUUCAAGGCCAAUGUAAGAGAAGAAUGUAGAAGACAUGGAAUAAUACAUUUAAAGAAAAAGCUUUUUUCUACUCUAUUAGGGGAACAAGAUUUGAAAAUUGACACGCCACAUAGAUUGCCCUAUCGCGAUUUUGUGAGGCUUCGAACUAUGAAGGUUCUUGUUGUUCUUGACGAUGUGAGUGAUCAAGAGCAACUAGAUAUUUUAAUUGGAACACUUGAUUGGUUUGGAAAAGGUAGUAGAAUCAUCAUAACAACCGUAGAUAAGCAAGUACUUGGCAAAGGGGUUUUUGCCAAUGAUAUAUAUGAGGUUAGGCCAUUAAACUUUGAUGACUCUCUUAGGCUUUUCAAUUUGAAUGCUUUUGAACAAAAUCAAACAUAUCAAAUAGAGUACUAUGAGUUGUCCAAGAGGAUGGUCAAGUAUGCCAAAGGAAUCCCACUCAUUCUUGAAAUUUUAGGUCGUAAGCUGCGUGGAAAAGAUAAAAAAGAAUGGGAAGACCAAUUAGAGAGGGUUAAAAAAGUUCCAAUUAAAAAAUUUCAUGAAAUUAUUAGAUUGAGUUACAAUGAUCUCAAUCGUCAUGAGAAGAGGAUGUUUUUAGACAUUGCGUGUUUCAUAGAUGGAUUGCAUCUCAAUGUUGACGACAUAAAAUUGUUAGCAAAAGAUCUAGGUUAUCCGGUGGGUGUUGAGUUAGAAAGUCUAAAAAAUAAAGCACUUAUAAAUAUUUCUCCAGAUAAUGUUGUAUCCAUGCACACCAUUAUACAAGAAACAGCUUGGGAAUUUGUUCGCGAAGAAUCCAUUGAUGAUCCUGAAAAUCAAAGUCGACUAGUGGAUUAUGACACUUAUCAAGUACUAAAACAUAACAGGGGGAGUGAGGCUAUUCGAAGUAUAGCUACCGACUUUUCAAUAAUUAAGGAUCUGCAGUUAAAUUCCAAGGUCUUUGCUAAGAUGAACAAACUACAAUAUCUGGAUAUCUAUACUAAAGGAUAUUAUGUGUUUUUCCAAAUUCCUCGAAGCUUGAAUCUUCCUCAAGGGCUUAAAUCUUUGCCAGAUGAACUCAGAUAUCUUCGUUGGGCAUAUUACCCCUUAGAGUCUUUACCAUCUAAGUUUAAUGGGGAGAAACUUGUUGUGUUGAACUUGCAGAACAGCCAAGUCAAAAAACUUUGGCAUGAAGAUAAGGAUGUUGUGAAUUUGAAGUUUCUAAUAUUGAGUUUAUCCUCACAACUGAUGGAGCUUCCAAACUUGUCAAAGGCUAAAAAUCUUGCAAUAGUUGAUCUUCGCAUGUGUGGACGGCUGACUAGUAUACACCCAUCUGUAUUUUCUCUGAACAAGCUUGAGAAAUUGGAUCUAGGUGGAUGUUUUUCCCUCACAAGCCUCAAAAGCAACAUUCAUUUAAGCUCCCUUCGUUAUCUAUCACUUGCUGGUUGCAUUAAACUAAAAGAGUUCUCAGUAACCUCAAAGGAAAUGGUAUUGUUAAAUUUAGAGCACACAGGUAUCAAACAACUGUCAUCAUCAAUAGGACUUCAAACCAAACUUGAAAAGUUGCUUCUUUCACACAGUUUCAUUGAGAACUUGCCUAAAAGCAUCAGGCGCCUUUCAAGUCUGAGACAUCUAGAAUUACGACAUUGUAGGAAGCUUCAACGUCUACCAAAGCUUCCUUCAUCGUUGAUAACUCUAGAUGCCACCGGCUGUGUAUCAUUAGAGAAUGUAACUUUCCCUUCAAGGGCUCUUCAAGUGUUAAAGGAAAACAAGACAAAGGUUUCUUUCUGGAAUUGUGUGAAACUAGUUGAGCAUUCUCUUAAAGCAAUAGAAUUGAAUGCACAAAUUAACAUGAUGAAAUUUGCACACAAGCAAAUAUCUACAUCCAGUGAUCAUGAUUAUGAUGCUCAAGGCACAUAUGUGUAUCCAGGAAGCAGUGUUCCAAAAUGGUUGGUGUAUAGAACAACACGUAAUUACAUGUUUAUUGAUCUCUCUUUUGUGAAUCAUUCCUCUGAUCAAUUGGCCUUCAUAUUUUGCUUUAUUGUUCCACAAGUUGAAUCAGAGGGUUUCAUUUUGAGAUUUAAUAUUAGUGUUGGCGGUGAAGCUGAAAAUAUUCAAGUAUACUUGAAUAAGCCUAGUCAAGAAAUUAAAUCAGACCAUGUGUAUCUGAUGUGUGACCAAGGUUUGUCUCGCUAUCUAAAUAGCCGGGUGAAAAAUCAGCCGAAGUUCAAAAUUAAAGUUACAGCAGAAUCAGGAACACCAACAUUAGGGUACAUGCCAGUAAUGUUGUUGAGAGGGCUUGGGGUCAGCCCAAUAAACAUAUCACAAUAUCUCAAUUUCAUUCAACAAAUGGAAAUUGUGGCUGAAGGUCCAUGUAUCUCAUUUUCUUUAAUGGGAAAUGAAAUUUAUAUACUUACAGUUUUCAUAGGAUUAGUCAUAAAGAAUGUUUUCUGUGCCGCUAAUGAGUUUUUACUUUGAUAGUGUUAAAGUUAAGAAUCUUUAGAUAUUCCUUUAAUUAUACAACUUCCUAGAUUGAUUGUUGUUACUCCUAGAGUAUUCAACUUCCUAGGCUAGUGCUUACUAAUGAAGUAUUCAAUGCACUAAUUGUAAAAUCAUUAUAAUUACAAGGUGUGUGAUCUCAUUAUAGACACACAGAUCUACAAAGA
Molecule: messenger RNA, 6897 nt
Organism: Medicago truncatula (barrel medic)
Lineage: Eukaryota; Viridiplantae; Streptophyta; Magnoliopsida; Fabales; Fabaceae
Exons: 9
Coding region: 77-6709 (2210 amino acids)
Biological process (GO): signal transduction; defense response
Molecular function (GO): ADP binding; ATP hydrolysis activity
Source: RefSeq, a predicted model, not a curated record